AUGAAUAGAUAUUUUCCUAGAUUUAAAUUAGAUAUUUUUUUAAUAUCAAUAUAUAUUUUUCUAAAAUGGUUAAAACCAAAGAAUGCUCAUGCAAAACAAAUACCAAAUAGAAAACACAUUAUAUAUGCUAAUUAUAAAAUUAGAAGUAAAAGAUAUGAUAAUAUUGUAAAUGGCCGAAUAUAUCCUCAACCAUCUGAAAUAGAAAUAACAUUUAUGAAUUUAUCUAUCUCAAUACCUCAACUAGAAAUUUUGCCCAUACAUAGCUUAUCAAGUGCUAGAAAUCCUGAGCAAGUAAUUUCUUUAAGCAAACCAGCAACAAAAAAGACUAGCAGAAAAUCAGAAUCAAAAACUAUAAAUCAUUCUAUCUCAUCAAUACCAGGAAGUGAUGUGCAAGCUAGAAUAGAAAAUUUAUGA
Scutellospora calospora is the source of this 414-nucleotide messenger RNA. Lineage: Eukaryota; Fungi; Glomeromycota; Glomeromycetes; Diversisporales; Gigasporaceae. The record is from the annotation of a GenBank genome assembly.